Messenger RNA from Caenorhabditis elegans, 699 nucleotides. RefSeq lists its product as uncharacterized. Bases 73 to 630 code for a protein of 185 amino acids. The transcript has 3 exons. The record is from RefSeq and is marked reviewed. NCBI's taxonomy places the organism in Eukaryota, Metazoa, Nematoda, Chromadorea, Rhabditida, Rhabditidae.
AAUCAAUACAAAUAUUGUGAAGGGUAGUCAACUUUGGCAACCUUCCCGACCUUGCCAUCAUCUGCUGCAAACAUGCACCUGCUGAUUGUCCUGCUCAUCUUCACCGUGUUCUUUGCGGAUGUCUAUGGAGCAAUACAAACGUGGGAGAAAGAAUUUGCAUGUCCUGAAGGCCUAGUGAUCAACGGAUACCAAGUCAAAUCACAAACGAAGCAAGGCUGGUUCACAUAUGAUUAUGGUGUCACUGAUAUGGUUUUCUUUUGCAAUACACCGGACGGAAAGAACCAAAACACCGACAAGAAUAUUACCCGUGGAAAUUUCUAUCCAUAUGAUAAUGAUAUCUGGAGAAAGAUUCAAUGGUGCCCCACAGGAACUGUUGUUAUCGGAAUGGCAAAUAAACUUGAUUUCGGAAAAUUUGACAACGCCGGUAUCACCGACAUUUGUAGUUAUUGCGGACGUCCUGAAGACGACAGAACUAAGAAAACAUAUUCGGCCUGGGAGGAUCUCAAUACUCAUGGUAGCUGGGCCCGGGAUCAAAUGUGUGAUGUUGGAUCGGCUUUGGCCAGUUUUUACCCUAAAAUUUUCAAACCCCAAGCAAUCCAAUAUAUUACUUAUGGAUGCCGCAAAGUAUAGAAUAAAAGUUCAUAGAACUGAACUACUUGUAUUGUAUUGUACUGUAAUGAAUAUUUAAAAAUGCAACUU